This is a messenger RNA of Uloborus diversus, 1212 nucleotides long. RefSeq names its product synaptogenesis protein syg-2-like. The record is from RefSeq and is a predicted model, not a curated record. Bases 1 to 1212 code for a protein of 403 amino acids. The transcript has 8 exons. Lineage: Eukaryota; Metazoa; Arthropoda; Arachnida; Araneae; Uloboridae.
AUGGCAGUAAGGUUUGCCUACCUCGGUGUUCCUGGCUUUGUUCUUAAAGGUGAACGUGUGUGGCUUGAUUGCGCUUACGACCUAGAACAGGAUGAGUUGUAUUCCGUAAAAUGGUACAAAGACAACGUAGAGUUCUACAGAUACUUGCCUAGUGAUACUCCUUCAGCGCAAAUGUAUAAGCUCGAUGGAGUAUUUUUAGACUUACACAGCUCCAAUGCCACACAUGCCCACUUAUAUACGAGCGAAUUAGAAAGCGAGGGGACGUAUGGGUGUGAAGUUUCCACAGAAGUUCCCUCCUUUAGAACAAUUAAGGCUGAGAAAACGAUGCACGUUUAUGUUAUACCCAAAGAAGAUCCAAUCAUUUAUGGAGUUUCAAACAACUACGGAAUCGGAUCCGAAGUGAAUGCUACUUGCGUGUACGGUCCUUCCAAGCCUGCAGCUGAGCUUACUUGGCACAUUAACGGCGAAAAGGCUCCAAAUUCUUAUACUCAUGAGCCAAAGGAGGACGGCUAUCCAGGUGAGCUCCAAAUCAGUGAAUCACGACUCAAUUUUGUGAUAGAACCUAGCCACCUUUGGCAAGGUGUGCUCAGUAUUGAGUGCACAGCAUCCUUUGCUCUCGUCUACUCAAACAGCAGUCGAGAGUUAAUAGUAAGUGAUGGCAUUUCGGGAGCUGAAUUUCAACACGUGCCCCAUGUACCACCAGGUCACGAGGGUCCAAGCAUCACCGGAAGUAAAAGAGGUUAUUUAGUCGGUGACUUGGUGGAUGUGAACUGCACAUCAGCACGCUCAUCUGAACCUGCCCAGCUACAGUGGUACGUCAAUGACGAGGAGGUAAAAGCAGAGUUUCUUGCUGAAUAUCGUCCAGUUUUGUAUCCAGAUGGCCUCUCUUCGACUAAGCUGGGUCUCCAGUUUCGUGUGCAAAGGGAGCAUUUCAAGGGAGAAGAAAUGAGAUUGAAGUGCACAUCCGCUUUGUCAAAAGUUCUCAAAAAGAACUCUGAGAUACUUAUUAGUGGGAGUUACCAGCGAAGUUCCGGACUUCAAGUUGCUGAUAACUCUGAAUCAGAUUUCAAGAGAAUGUCGGGAUCAAAACCUGAAAAAAGAGGAAGUACAUGGGAUGAAGAUAGUUCAAGUCACGCUAUGGAAGCUUUCGAUGGUGUUCAAGAAAUAAUUGUUGAGUUUUUAAAAGAAGAUUAUAAUAUGUUAAGCAUUUAA